Molecule: messenger RNA, 2266 nt
Organism: Folsomia candida
Lineage: Eukaryota; Metazoa; Arthropoda; Collembola; Entomobryomorpha; Isotomidae
Product: RCC1 and BTB domain-containing protein 1
Exons: 8
Coding region: 350-1933 (527 amino acids)
Biological process (GO): proteasome-mediated ubiquitin-dependent protein catabolic process; regulation of proteolysis
Cellular component (GO): cytoplasm
Molecular function (GO): ubiquitin protein ligase binding
Source: RefSeq, a predicted model, not a curated record
GAUUACGAACUUUGUAUAUCUAUGUAAGGCCAAAGUUUUGGAGUUUUUCUCAAUUGCAUGCAUUCCCUGAGAUCUCUGAGAUCACACGGUGUGCAAAUCACAAAACUCACCCUAAUAAACCACAAAGUGUGAUUUUCUUGGCCAUUUUCAACUUGCCUGGCUGCAAUUUCCGUCGCCAAGCUCAAUUUCCUCAUCUAGUUGCUUGGCAGCGCGCUGGGCCGCUGGCAAUAAUAAACAAAUAAAUCAUCUGCUGGAUUAUUUUUUGCUGUCAUAAUCCUUCCCGUUACUACACCUUAUCCACUCUCCCCAUUUAAUUUAAAACUUACCAGCAGUUACAACUAUUUGUGCAAUGGGAUCUCCCACCUUAUCGAAUGGGAUCAUUCCUACCGAAGAUAAGUUGAAGUUUUGGACCGUCUUUCGCACCGUGGGAGCGGAAGGAGAGGACAUUUUGAAGACGGCGAAAUUGGUCCAUGUCCACGACAAGGAAGGAUUCGUCGUUACUAGCAUGGACGAAACUUACCACUUCAUCCAUGGAGGAUUUGGAGAUGCAAAAAUUACCAAAAUUCUUGAAUUGUGCGGCGUUCGGGUGAAAGAAUUUAUUAUUGGAUCAAUCAACCUCGCAAUUACGGAGAACGGACUCCUCUACUCGUGGUGCAGUGAAUUCCGCUCAGCCGAUACACCAAUUGAUAAGCAAAUGAAGCAAUUGGGACGGUUCUCAUAUUUUGUGAAGGAUGGGUGCACGCCAACGCAAGUGGUGGGUCUGCGGAAAAGGAAAGUACGGAAGGUAGCGUUGCAAGGGGUGGGAAAGGGGCGCGUCGUGGCGUUAACGGUGGGGGGCGCUGUCUAUCACUGGGGUACAAUUGGUGGCAUUACCAUCCUAGCGCCUAGGUUAAUGGACAAGGAACAAUGGGACUUUGCAAUGGGCAGGGAUUUCUGGAAGGUUACCUCGGUGGGGUGUAGCUUUGGGGCAAAUUUCGUCCUCACUGACCAAGGACAGAUAUUUCGAUUUGGAGUGUGUGCCAAUGACCCACAAAACUUGCUGUUAGGCGCGGGCUUAUCAAUUAAAAAGAUUGCCACGACACGAAGAACUAUUUGCGCGUUGACUGCUGGAGGUCAAGUGUACUCGUGGAGGGUUAACAAAUCUGAUGGAAAUCCAGCGUGGUCAACGAUUCCACUGGUUAAUGUUCAGUUCAAAGACGUCCAGGACAUUGAAUCAUGUUGGAUGGAAGACGUUUGUCUUGUCGAGUCGAAGGAUAACGUACGUUUUGCUUGCUAUCUGGGAAAUCAGAUAGUUAGGAUCUUCUCUUAUUCGACCAUUCCGAUGAAUCAAUGCACUGCUCAAAUUUGCCAAAAAAGCUACCGGACUAUUGUUGUGGCUAAUGAAGGAAGGAAUGUCACGUUUAGUGAUGAUUUAUGGAAGAGCAAGGAAGAUAUGGACGUUACAUUUUCCUUGGAGGGGAAAACCAUUUCCGCGCAUAAAUGGGUUCUGACGCGUAGAAGUGAAUAUUUCCAAAAAAUGUUUAGCGGCAACUGGAGUGAAACAGAAGGAUCCUUGAUUGAAAUCAAGGACACUAAGUAUGACAUAUUCCAAGCUCUCCUUUUCCACAUUUACCACAGAAGGGUCACCUUUUCCGUGGACGAGACCGACAAUAUUUGUGACCUUAUGAAGUUGGCGGAUUGUUAUUGUGACGAGAAAGCUCGGCGUUCCUGUGAGGAGAUUCUGGUGCGGAAUAUCAGCGCGGACAAUGCAUUCGUUUUGAUGCAAAAGGCUGCGUUAGCAAACGCUUCGUAUUUGGAGGGGGAGGUGAUCAAAUUCAUUUUGGACAAUCGGCUCAUCGAUAAAACCUCGGUUCAAGACCUGACUGACAUGCUCGAUUUACUUGGGAAGGAAACAUUCCGCAAAUUGGUGAUAGCAGCAGCAAGUCACCGAUAGUUUGCUGCUACAGGAUUUAAUAACAAGUCCUUGUUAAAUUUUGGUUAAAACGAAUUGUAUGUAAUUUUGAUUUCGUUGAAAAGUGUACAGUUUUUAACAACGCCAUGAUCCGCUUAAUAAAUAUCUAUCAAACAUUAUAUAAAUAUCUAAGACAUUAUAUAAAUAUAUUUUCAAUCACAUACAAUAUGAUAUUCCUAUUAUGAAUAGCUUACUAACUGUGUUCAUGUGCUGUGCAUGCACUUCCAUUAAAUAAUCAUAUUUAGGAAGGUGAGAUUAUGGCCCAAGCUAAAAUAAGAGUAAGUAUGUAUAUGUAUCUGUAAAUAUAUAAUCAAG